UAAAUUUGAAUAGGGAAAGACCUUAUAUAUAUAUUAUACAUGGAGUCAGAAAUGAUGAAUGAGAAUUCAUAUUUUAACAUGGUUUAUUAAUUGAAAGAAGUUUUAAUGAUUCGUGUUAGUGACAUUCUAAAAAAGAUUAUACGAAUUACAUUAUUAAAGGAGAGAAUGACGGCUAGGUUGGGAAUCAAACUGAAACUUAGAUCGAUACAACUACUGAAGAUCAUAUUUGUUAUGAUCUAUUAAGUGAUUUACAGUUAAUUUCAAAGAAAGUUUUUAACAAACACUGGAAUAUGAAGAGAAGAACUUCAAGAGAACUAAAACUAUAAAAUU
Molecule: messenger RNA, 330 nt
Organism: Paramecium sonneborni
Lineage: Eukaryota; Ciliophora; Oligohymenophorea; Peniculida; Parameciidae
Source: the annotation of a GenBank genome assembly